This is a messenger RNA of Mucor mucedo, 1196 nucleotides long. Its product is annotated as flavoprotein-like protein. The record is from RefSeq and is a predicted model, not a curated record. The coding region runs from base 160 to 981 and encodes 273 amino acids. The transcript has 3 exons. NCBI's taxonomy places the organism in Eukaryota, Fungi, Mucoromycota, Mucoromycetes, Mucorales, Mucoraceae. Gene Ontology annotation, molecular function: FMN binding; NAD(P)H dehydrogenase (quinone) activity.
GUCCCUGUUACUUUUUAGUACAUUAGUAAGUCCUUACUAAUUUUACCAGUCCCAUUAUUAAAAUAGGGCAGUUUGAGAUUUUAUAAAUCAAUCCCUUUUCUUCUUUUAUUUUUCCAAGAAAACAGCAGAUACACAAAGGCAGUAAUAAAAAAUAAAAAAAUGGCUCCCAAAGUUUAUAUCAUCAUCUACUCUCUCUACCACCACAUUUACACACUUGCCUUGGAUGUUCAAAAGGGCCUUGUUGCCUCUGGUAUUGACGCUAAGAUCUUCCAAGUCCCCGAGACACUUCCUGAGGAAAUCUUGGUCAAGAUGCAAGCUCCCCCCAAGCCCGAUGUUCCUGUAAUUACUGUGGAUGAUUUAAGCGAAGCCGAUGGUUUCUUGUUCGGUGUCCCUACACGUUUCGGUACCAUGCCUGCACAAAUCAAGUCCUUCCUUGAUGCCACUGGCGGUCUUUGGGCCUCUGGUGCUUUGGCUGGUAAGUUUGCCGGUACUUUCUUCUCCACAGCUUCUCAACACGGUGGACAAGAAACCACCGCGUUUACCUUGUUGACUUACUUUACUCAUCUUGGAUUAAAUUACGUGCCUCUUGGUUUCGCCAACAGCAACUUGUUUGACAACUCUGAAGUGAUUGGUGGCUCUCCCUAUGGUGCUGGUACCGUCGCUAAUGGUGAUGGAUCUCGACAAGCUACUGAAAAGGAAUUGGAAAUUGCUAGAACACAAGGAGAGAACUUUGCAAAGCUUUUGAUCACGUUCCAUCGGGGUUUGGAGGUAGCAGAGGAGGAGGAAAACGUAAAAAAAACAAACGUGGUAGAAUCGGUUGAGGCCGUUGAGGAAGCAGCAGUAUCUGUAGAAGAGACAGAGGCACCCAAGCCUGUGGUAACAGAAACCGUCAAAGCGGAAGAGCCUAAAGCGGAAGAAAAAAAGUCUAGAGCUGUUGCUAAGCCUGAAGCCAAGAAAGAAUCCAAGUGUUUCUGCAUGUAAAACCACAAAAAAAAAAAACCCCCCCUUACACUCUUAUUUCCCAUCUAUUACUAUUACUACUAUACAGUGGUUCCACCCUCAAUUUGAAGAUUGUUUGUCGUAUCUUUAACAAUCCCUAUUGACUCCGACUCGUCUUCCAACGUGGUGAAUGCUCCAAGAGCCACGCCUUUAUUUUCCUUUUAUGUAAUAUUUAUACAAUAAACUAUUUAAUCUAA